AUGUCUACACCAAUUUUCAGUUACGCCUCUGCGGCCGCCGCAGUUGCCUGUGCCACUAUUUUCCUGGUGGCUUAUCGAGACUAUCGUGCAUACGUUGCCCUUGGCCCUCAUGGCCUGCCCGACAACUUCUGGGGUUGGUACAAGCAACUCAAAAUGUCUCGAAUAGCUCGCAAAGACAUCACUGUACCAGCUCCUUAUGACCUAAAAGCAGUCAAGGACACUGCUGGGCCAAAUGCCACCACCAGCUAUCUCACGAAGCCAUUGGAGCGCCGAUCCGGUCAACGGCCAACCGUCCCGAAUUUCACCGCCCCUCAGCGCCAAAUAACCGCCACUGCAUCCACGGAAAUGAAACUACUAAUGAACCAAUACAUUGAGUCUUUGGUCAAGUCCAAUGAUGACACUUUACAAUUGCAGCUCUCUCAUCUUGAGGGUCCAGUUCCCGCUCUCCAACUGAAAGACGGAAUCAACAGACCACCUUACCUGAACCCGACUCGUGGAGAGUUGGCGCACGUGCACCCUCCGGAUGGCAGUACACAUCUUGUUCUCUCCCUGGAAGAUUCCAAGACUGUCAUCGAGAGAGGCUGGGGUCAGAGACACAGGUUGAGCGGAAGUUUGAUAGGGUGGGGGUACACUCUUGUCUAUGCGCCGCGGGAUCAAGAAGAAUUUCGUACUUGGAAGAAUAUUGUGUAUGCUGCGGCGUGUUACUGCUGUGCUGAAAUAUCUGAUAUCAAGGAACCGCUAUGA
Molecule: messenger RNA, 744 nt
Organism: Pochonia chlamydosporia 170
Lineage: Eukaryota; Fungi; Ascomycota; Sordariomycetes; Hypocreales; Clavicipitaceae
Product: phospholipase/carboxylesterase
Exons: 1
Coding region: 1-744 (247 amino acids)
Source: RefSeq, a predicted model, not a curated record